This is a messenger RNA of Pectinophora gossypiella (pink bollworm), 1156 nucleotides long. RefSeq names its product D-amino-acid oxidase (gene Daao2). Bases 84 to 1094 code for a protein of 336 amino acids. NCBI's taxonomy places the organism in Eukaryota, Metazoa, Arthropoda, Insecta, Lepidoptera, Gelechiidae. The record is from RefSeq and is a predicted model, not a curated record. Gene Ontology annotation, molecular function: FAD binding; D-amino-acid oxidase activity. The transcript is spliced from 8 exons.
AUGACAAUAUUUAUUAUUCUUCUUAGGACUAGACGCUCCUUUAACUUAAGUAUUUAGUCUUUCUUUUAUUAUCCAUAAUAAAAAUGGUUAAAAUUGCCGUUAUAGGUGCCGGAAUAAAUGGUGUAACUUGUGCUUUGAAGAUUAAAGAAAAAUAUAAAGAGUUUGAUGUAGUGCUGAUCUCCAAAGACUUCUCUCCAAACACGACUGGCGACGGCUCCGGCGGGCUGUGGUACCCCUACCUCUGUGGAAAUACUCCCGAACACUUGCUCACGAAAUGGGGCGGCGAAACUUACGAGUUCCUUCACAAGUUAUGGAUAGAAGGUGGUCACAAUGUGAGCUUGGUGCCUGUAUACGCACUGUACAGACAAGACCCUCAAGAGACUAGACCUGGCUGGGCAAGUGUCGUCUGCGGGUAUCAGGACCUGGAUAGGAGCAGGCUGGAGUAUCUUAGCCGACUGUAUGCUAUGGAAUAUGUGAGCGGGCACACGUUUACAACAUACGUAGUGCAACCACCGAGAAUAAUAUCCUACCUGUACAAGCGAUUCAUCUCCGCGGGCGGGAGGGUUAUAUCCGCCAGUGUGACGUCGCUGCAGGAUAGCUCCCUUGCAGGGUGCGCUGUUGUGGUGAACUGCACCGGGCUGGGCGCCAGGACUGUCGUGCCUGAUGAAGGAGUGUUUCCAGUGCGCGGGCAGGUCUUUAAGGCAAUAGUCCCGUGGUUAAACGAAGUUGUUAUCGACCAAGAUAGUUGCCACUACAUUAUACCAAAUGCGGAAACCUGUGUGUUGGGAGGCACACAUCAAAAUCACGAUUAUAAUACAAAAGAGGACAAAAACGACACCGAUCACAUACUUAAUGGGUGUAGAUCCAUGAUCCCAGGGCUGAAGCACGCGAAAAUCGUAGACACCUGGGUAGGCCUCCGCCCCGGCAGAGACGCCGUUCGAUUGGAGGCGGAAGAAAAGGAUGGAAGAUUGUACAUUCAUAACUACGGACACGGUGGCAGUGGACUAACUCUCUUCUGGGGAUGCGGUACACAAGUUCUGCAGCUUCUAAAACAGCACAUAAAAAACACAGAACCUAUAAAAUCGAAACUUUAAUAUAAAAAUAUAAACAUCUAUAAGUAAAUGCUUACAAAUAUAAUAUUCAAAUAUAUUAUUAA